This is a messenger RNA of Knipowitschia caucasica, 1575 nucleotides long. Lineage: Eukaryota; Metazoa; Chordata; Actinopteri; Gobiiformes; Gobiidae. The record is from the annotation of a GenBank genome assembly.
AUGGCGGCCGUCGGCAGUGAGUCUCCGCGCGUGUUUCACGGCUCUGACGCGGGACCAGGGGACUCCGCGGGCCGGGAGCACGGGGCGGAGGUCCCCGACACUGUCGGGGCCCCCACACUGAGAGGGGAGCGGCAGGAGGAGGAGAUCUGGAACAUCAAACAGAUGAUCAAACUGACACAGGAGCAUCUGGAGGCUCUGCUCGACAAGUUUGGAGGAGAGCACAACCCUCCGUCCAUCUACUUAGAGGCCUAUGAGGAGUACACCAGUAAGCUGGAUGCCCUGCAGCAGAGGGAGCAGCAGCUCCUGGAGGCGCUGGGAAACACAGAGCUGCCGUCUUCUCCCACGCCGGCGGCCAUCUUGGAUCUACAGGAGCACAGUUUCACCUCUGACCCCAACACUCUCACUGUGACCCCAUGUGACCCAUCCAGGGUCAACCCCAGGUCACCUCAGAAGCCCAUCGUCAGAGUGUUCUUACCCAACAAGCAGCGCACUGUGGUUCCCGCUCGCUGUGGGACGACGGUCAGAGAUUCUCUGAAAAAAGCUCUGAUGAUGAGAGGCUUGAUCCCAGAGUGCUGUGCAGUCUACAGGGUCCAAGAUGGGGAGAAGAAGCCGAUUGGUUGGGACACUGACAUCUCGUGGCUGACAGGAGAAGAGCUGCACGUGGAGGUCCUAGAGAACGUCCCCCUGACCACACACAACUUUGUGCGUAAGACCUUCUUCACGUUGGCGUUCUGUGACUUCUGCAGGAAGCUGCUGUUUCAGGGUUUUCGGUGUCAGACAUGUGGAUACAAGUUCCACCAGCGCUGCUCCACCGAGGUCCCCCUCAUGUGUGUCAACUACGACCAGCUCGACUUGUUGUUUGUGUCCAAGUUUUUCGAACAUCACCCGUUUUCACCCGACGAGGUUUUAUCAGAAGGAAGUACUCCAGUGUCGGAGUGCCCCGCCCCCUCAGACAACAGGUCAUUGUGCCAUGCCUCCCUCUCUCCCUCGAAGUCGAUCCCGAUUCCUCAGAGUUUCAGACAAAGCGCAGAAGAAGAACAUCGCAACCAGUUUGGACAAAGAGACCGUUCGUCCUCCGCCCCCAACGUCCACAUCAACACCAUCGAGCCGGUCAACAUCGAUGAGCUGAUCGGGGGCCAGUGUCUGCCGCGCUCUGACGGAGGCACCCCGGGGCUCUCGGCCACGCCCCCCGCCUCGUUACCAGGGUCACUCACAAACGUGAAGAUGCCGCAGAAAUCCCCCUGUCCACAGAGAGACCGCAAGAGCUCGUCAUCCUCCGAUGACCGGAACAAGAUGAAGACGUUGGGUCGUCGUGACUCCAGUGACGAUUGGGAGAUUCCUGAAGGACAGAUCACUUUGGGCCAAAGGAUCGGGUCGGGAUCCUUCGGGACGGUCUACAAAGGGAAGUGGCACGGUGAGAAACACAUGCACUACGGACCAUCAGAGAGGACCAUCAGAGAGGACCAUCAGAGAGGACCAUCAGAGAGGACCAUCAGAGAGGACCAUCAGAGAGGACCAUCAGAGAGGACCAUCAGAGAGGACCAUCAGAGAGGACCAUCUGAGAGGACCAUCUGA